Propithecus coquereli (Coquerel's sifaka) is the source of this 1900-nucleotide messenger RNA. RefSeq names its product SAM domain and HD domain 1 (gene SAMHD1). Gene Ontology annotation, molecular function: dGTPase activity. The record is from RefSeq and is a predicted model, not a curated record. The transcript has 15 exons. Gene Ontology annotation, biological process: defense response to virus; dGTP catabolic process; regulation of innate immune response. The coding region runs from base 58 to 1812 and encodes 584 amino acids. Gene Ontology annotation, cellular component: nucleus. NCBI's taxonomy places the organism in Eukaryota, Metazoa, Chordata, Mammalia, Primates, Indriidae.
GCCUGGCCCCAAGGGCUGAGCUGUUAGUGCGCCUGCGCAGGAGGACAGUGGGUCGGCAUGCUGAGCGGACUCGCUGCCCGCGCCAGGCUGUCAGGGCGCCUGCGCGCGGGCUGGGCGCCGCGGUUCUUGUCUGUGCUGUGCCGGCGGCCCGGCGCAGUCAUGCAGGGAGCCGAGUCAGAGCAGCCUUCUAAGCGGCCCCGACGCGAUGGCAGCACAAGAACCCCACCGAGCACUCCUUCCGCAGCGGCAGGCAGGUCCCCGGGCCUGGAACUCCACCCCGACCACAAGACGUGGGGCCCGGAGCAGGUGUGCUCCUUUCUACAGCGCAGUGGCUUCAAAGAGCCCGGGCUGCUGAAGAACUUCCGAGAGAAGAGGAUCAAGGGCAGAACCCUGGGCGAGACCUACAUUGAUUUAAUUUGCUUAUCCUGUUAUAAUUUUAGUUCCUUGUGGGAGAGGAAGAAGCUGCUUAGUCAUAUCCAGCGACUGAAUCAGACUCUCAUUGAUACAAUGAAGGUAAUUAAUGAUCCUAUCCAUGGCCACAUUGAGCUCCACCCUCUUCUCAUCCGGAUCAUCGAUACGCCUCAAUUUCAGCGGCUUCGAUACAUUAAACAGUUGGGAGGUGGUUACUAUGUUUUCCCAGGAGCUUCACACAAUCGAUUUGAACAUAGUCUAGGGGUAGGGUAUCUUGCAGGAUGUCUAGUUCGUGCACUGUGUGAAAAACAACCAGAGCUGCAGAUAAGUGAACGAGAUAUGCUCUGUGUUCAGAUUGCUGGGCUUUGUCAUGAUCUCGGUCAUGGGCCAUUUUCUCAUAUGUUUGAUGGAAGAUUUAUUCCACUUGCUCGCCCAGAGUUGAAAUGGACGGAAGUUGGAAAUCUGUAUGACAUGUUCCACACUCGCAACUGUUUACACCGUAGAGCUUAUCAGCACAAAGUUGGCAACAUCAUUGAUAAAAUGAUUACAGAUGCUUUGCUCAAAGCAGACCCCUACAUAGAGAUUACAGGUGCUGAAGGAAAAAAGUAUCGCAUUUCCACAUCAAUUGAUGACAUGGAAGCUUUCACCAAGCUGACAGUGGGUUUUCUUGUCUUCCAGUGGCCAUAUAAAGGGCGUCCUAAAGAGAAAAGUUUCCUUUAUGAGAUAGUAGCUAAUAAAAGAAAUGGCAUUGAUGUGGACAAAUGGGAUUAUUUUGCCAGGGACUGCCAUCAUCUUGGAAUCCAAAAUAACUUUGAUUACAAGCGCUUUAUUAAGUUUGCUCGUGUCUGUGAAGUAGAUAAUAAGAUGCUUAUUUGUACUAGAGAUAAGAUUUUAUACUCUACUGAUCCCAAAUUGGAUGCAGCACGAGAGAUUUUAAAAAACAUUGAAUACCGUAAUCUAUACAAGUAUGUGGGUGAGACUCAGCCUAGUGGAGAGAAGAUUAAAAGGGAAAACUAUGAAUGCCUUCCAAAAGAGGUUGCUGAUGCUAAACCUACUGAAGUAUCACUAGAAGCCGAACUGAAGGCUGAAGAUUUUAUAGUGGAUGUAAUCCACAUGGAUUCUCUCCCAGUUUCACAGCUUCUGCCAGAGAAAUUUGCAGAGCAGCUGAUUCGCGUGUAUUGUAAGAAGACGGACGAGAAGAGUUUGUACGCUGCACAGCAACAUUUCGUUCAGUGGUGCAUCAACAAAAACUUCACCAAGCCACAGGAUGGCGAUGUUGUAGCCCCACUUAUAACACCUCGAAAGCGGGAGUGGAAUGCCUUGCUUUCAGCCCAAAAUCCAGCUCGUACCGGAGAAGCAUUCAAAGCCAGAGUCCAGCUUUUUAAGGAUGGUUCAGUGUAAAUGGCUGCAAUCGGUUGAUUGAAAAAUACCCUCCCCCAACACAAUUAAUAUAGGGACUUUAAUCAUAGAGUUCCACAAAUUUAAUGAC